This is a messenger RNA of Hevea brasiliensis (rubber tree), 1041 nucleotides long. RefSeq lists its product as uncharacterized. The record is from RefSeq and is a predicted model, not a curated record. The transcript has 5 exons. The coding region runs from base 94 to 873 and encodes 259 amino acids. NCBI's taxonomy places the organism in Eukaryota, Viridiplantae, Streptophyta, Magnoliopsida, Malpighiales, Euphorbiaceae.
CCUGAAACUUCCCCGUGCUCCUAGAGCGCAGAGCUAUAUUUCUCCAACCCAACCUCCUUCUUCCAGUCUCACUCGCUGUGUUUGCUGAAUUUAAUGGGUCGGAAACCCAGUGCUCUUAGGCUUGUAGAGAAGCCACAAAAUCAUGAGAGCAUGGUGGUGGAGCCUGAAAGUGAUAAUCCUUCCUUGGAGAAAGUAGAUGUACAGCCUGAAAACACAAAUCCUGCCGUGGAGAGUGUUGAACUACAACAAGCAAACUCUUCUAAAACCCCUCUUAAAAAGAAAGCAAAGAAAUUCCCUGCUAAAGUUAGGCGUUCUGAACGUCUUCAAAAUGCAGUUAUGGAUACGGAAAACCAAGACAUUGAGUGUAUUCUUGAAGAGAUAACUGUCAGUGAAAGCGAGCAAGAAGUUGAGCCUUCAAAUGAGGAAUUGCCAGAGCCUACUUUGAAUGGGAAAAACUUGCAUGAAAAGGUUGACUAUCUUGUACAACUUUUGAAGACACAACAAAAGACCAUAGAUGCAUUUAAUUCUAGGGCAACUGGGAAAACAUUCUGUAGUGAAGAAGACUCUGGUAUGGAAGAUAUCAAUUAUAAAAGCUUGUAUAUUGACUGCCAAAAGAAGGUUGAAGCUCUGACAGAGGAAAAUCAUCAGCUAAAUAGAAAGUUGGAAUUUGCUCUUGGAAAAAUUGAAGUAUAUGAGAAGGGGUAUCAUGUAGCUCCUGAAGUGUUGGAGAAGUUGAAAGAUUUAUUUAAAGAUGCAUUAUGGUUAUCAAGUCUGACACGAGUAACUGAAGCAACACGCAAUUAUACUGCACCUGAAAUUGGCCAUGAUUGCAAGAAUUCUGCCAAGAGGAAGAGACAGACUGACAAGAACUAGGGUGUGAUAUGGAUUACUAUAACUUAUUAGCUUUUGUGCGAAUGUAGUUUGAUGGAUAAGUGUAGUGAUUCCAUUAUGAGUACCAGAUUGAUCAUGUAUUUUGUAACUGCCAGUUGGGCUUUGGUCAUGUGUCUUUUGGAAUUAAGGGAAUCCUCUAAUUUCUUGAAA